AUGGACCGUUUUUAUCUGUUGGAAAAGGAAGACCUGGGGACGCGCAUCGGCAAAUUAUCAACUCACAUUGAUGAGAUCAAAGGUGAAAUCUACCACGCCGUACACAAGAAGUAUGCCAACUACAGACCCACCAGGGACUCCACCCAGGAGCUACACAACAAGGUGCAGACACUGUCCACUGAGAUGCAGACUCUCAGCAAUAAGAUCAAGGGAGACAUCAGUUCCCAGCUCAGCAGCUCCACCAGUGAUCUUCCUGACCUCACCAGACAGUUUUUUUUGUGGUCUCUCAAUGAAUACAAAGCUGUCAUCACGGCUACCGAGGGAUUUGAAGCUUCUCUACGGAAAACAGGUUUUAUUGCAGAAACUGCUUCUCCACUGCUGACCUACGCCAGAGAUGUCAAUGUCCACUUUGCUAACAAAAAGUUUCAAGAGCUGAUAGUUGAAACCCGCAAGCUGAUGCAGAGAGAGCUGCACAAUACAAAGAGAGUCGGUACAAUGAAGGUUGACAACAAGAACGUCAAAGAUCAAAAACAAGAUGCCAAGGACAAGUGCUACGUCAGCGAGGGUAUCUUUGCACUGCCUGGGUGUGCAGUCAGUGAAAGCAUAGAGUGUCUUGUUAAUCUAGCCUACCAGACAUUACAAGAAGCUGCUAGUAAUACACCACAGUGUGCCAUCCAGCUGUUCUACACAGUGCGAAACAUGUUUGAGAUAUUUUGUGAUGUCGUACCCACAUACCACAGAGAUAGUCUGCAAAAGCUACCCCAGGUGUGCGCUCUCCACCACAACAACUGCAUGUACAUCGCCCAUCACCUGCUGACUCUAAGCCAUCAGUAUCGUCAAUCCUUACCCCCGCCCCUCUGUGACGGCACGUCCACGUUUGUCGACCUCAUCCCUGUCUUCAGGAAGCUGGCAUCCGAAUGUUUCUUGGCUCAAAUGAGAAUACAGCGAGACCAAUUAGUGGAGAGUCUGUCUGGUGCAGAGGGCUUUGACCAAGUAGCCACUGACGACAACUUCUUGGCAUGUGAGAGGGCCAUUUUACAAUAAUCCAAAAUUUUAGCCCAAGUUGUCCAUCAGUUGGGUCACCUCCAGCGAGUCUGGACCGACAUCCUCCCCAGUAACAUCUUCACCAAGGCCAUGUCUACACUCAUCAACACGGUACUCAUGCACAUCCUGGAGAAAGUCUCGUCACUUGAGGACAUCUCAGCUGAUGAUGCGCAGCAGUUACAUUCGUUACUCUCGGGACUGCAAGACAGAAUUCCACACUUGAUCAAACCAGGAGAAGAUGAGGAACCAGUUUUGGUGCAGAGUACCGUUGAUCAGUGGAUGUCAUUCAGCGAGAUGCUGUUUAUGUUAGACGCCAGCAUGCAAGAUAUUGUCGACAGGUGGGCGGAGGGCAAGGGACCACUGGUGUUCAGCGCCAGUGACGUGAAGAGCCUGAUACGGGCCAUCUUCCAGAACACCGACAUACGAGCCACAGCGCUCGCCAAAAUCAGAUAGGACCAGCCGGGAAAGUAAGCUGAGUUCAAGGCAUAUAGGAUCAUUUGCCAUCAUUUCAUGAACUGGACCAAAUUUAAGGGCUAAUAAUUUAUAGCUGACGUCGUUCCACUGAGCUGUUCAAUGUAUUGUGUCUCCAUGCUGAAAAACCACGAAAAAAAGCUGUUCUUUUUCAUCCCUCAAAGUGCAGUUUGUAGAAUCUGUCAUGCAUAGAACCCAUAGGUCACAGGGAGUGC
Molecule: messenger RNA, 1730 nt
Organism: Patiria miniata (bat star)
Lineage: Eukaryota; Metazoa; Echinodermata; Asteroidea; Valvatida; Asterinidae
Product: centromere/kinetochore protein zw10 homolog
Biological process (GO): mitotic cell cycle; mitotic spindle assembly checkpoint signaling; endoplasmic reticulum to Golgi vesicle-mediated transport
Cellular component (GO): nucleus; RZZ complex; chromosome, centromeric region
Source: RefSeq, a predicted model, not a curated record